AUGGGCGGAGAGUCUGCCGCUGUGCGCUGUUAUUAUUGUAAGAGAGUAUUCUUUUUUUUCUUUUUUUUUUACACGAAAAUGGCGUCUAGUCAGGGAGGUGUGGGAGCUGUCACCGCUCUACAAAGCCAUCACUACGCUAGCGGACCUCACUGGAGCCCGGGCAUCAACCAGUACCAGCACCACCAGCAGCAGCAGCACCACACGGCCCGCAGCCUGGACCGGGCUUUAGAGGAUGCCGUGUGCUCGGGGAUACUGAACCUGAGCGGGAGGAAGCUGAGGGAGUACCCGGGGAUGAGCUACGAUCUGACCGAUACAACACAAGCAGAUCUGUCCAAGAACCGUCUCACAGAAAUCCCUCCAGAAGUGUGUCUGUUCGCCCCCCUCGAGUCUCUCAACCUCUACCACAACUGCAUCAAGUGCAUCCCAGAAGCCAUUAUCAAUCUGCAGAUGCUGACUUAUCUUGAUAUCAGCCGAAAUCUCUUAUCAGUUUUGCCAAAAUACCUGUUCAACCUCCCCCUCAAAGUUCUGCUUGUGAGCAACAACAAGCUCGUGUCCAUCCCCGAGGAGAUCGGCAAGGCCAAAGAGUUGAUGGAACUGGAUGUGAGCUGUAAUGAGAUCCAGGUGCUGCCAGCUCAGGUGGGGAGGCUUGUAGCCUUACGAGAACUCAACAUCAGGAAGAAUUGUCUUCACAUGCUGCCUGAGGAGUUGGCUGACUUGCCUCUCAUUCGACUUGACUUCUCCUGCAAUAAGAUCACAGAGAUUCCUCCAGCCUACAGAAAACUCAGGCAAUUGCAGCACAUCAUCCUAGACAACAAUCCUAUGCAGUCUCCACCGGCACAGAUUUGUCUUAAGGGCAAAGUGCACAUAUUCAAGUACUUGAACAUCCAGGCAUGUCGGUUGGAUAAGAAACCGGACACUCUGGACCUUCCCUCCCUCGGCAAACGUUGCCUUCCACAGCCGCUUACAGAUAGCAUGGAAGAUUUUUAUCCCAGUAAGAACCAUGGGCCUGACUCUGGAAUUGGUAGUGACAAUGGUGACAAAAGGCUGUCUACAACAGAGCCUUCAGAUGAUGACACAGUCAGCCUGCACUCUCAGGUUUCAGAGACAGCCCGUGCUGAUGCCCUCUCGCUCCUCUCCAAAAUGGACUCGUGCAAAGAUCAGGAUCUCUAUGACUUUAUAGAGCCCAACCCACACGAGGAUCCUGCUCUGUCAGAGUGUGAUGGGCAUCAAAACACCCAUGUGUCUUGUAUAAAGGAGCUGGAAAAAGUUCUUAACAUGUCUCACCAAAGCAAAGAUAAAGACAGCUGGAAAGAGGAGUCUGGUUCUGACAAGGAGCAGCUAGUUGAGGAAGAGGAUGAUGAGCUGAAGGAAGUGCUGGAUCUGAGGAAGAUUGCUGUUCAACUUUUGCAGCAGGAGCAGCAGAAUAGACGGCGGUCCUUAAUUUGCAGAGCAGAGAGUCUUAUUCACCGACGGAGAGUGACUGGCCGUGCUCACAGAUUCCUGAGUCACUCUGGAAGUUCCAGCAACAAACCGAGGCCGCCACCUCAAACAGCUCGAAGUGCUUCUCUGGAUGAAGGAAGCAGUGGAGCAUCAGUGCUGAGUGGACAGCCUUCAUCCUCCUGCUCCUUUGAUAGCAGCCUGAAGACAGAUCAGUCAGAUUCAGAGCCAAAGUGGCCCGAAGUCCCACCUGUUCUAAAUCAGAAUGAAGAUCGGCGAAGGACCAAGUACCUUAGAAAAGAUUAUCUGAAGUACAAGUGUCAGAGCGCUCGGAAAAACUCUAGUGGAAAUGAUGAUUGUGAGGAGGGCUUGCGCAAUGCAGAUUUUAGCACCACCCUAACAGUGUUUGGACUAAAGCCAAGAUCAGCCUUCACCAGAGGAAGCCGACAAGAGUACAGUUCGACAGAUCCCAGUUUCACUAUGAGGAGGAAGAUGGAGCACUUGAGAGAGGAAAUGGAACAGAUAGGACUCCUACGGCAGAACAUCGAGUCUAGACUGAAGGUGUUACUCCCAGAUGAUGUUGGAGCUGCUCUCAUGGACGGGGUUGUCCUUUGCCAUUUAGCCAAUCACAUUUGUCCUCGGUCAGUCGCCAGUAUCCAUGUACCAUCGCCUGCAGUGCCAAAGCUUAGCAUGGCUAAAUGCCGCAGGAAUGUGGAGAACUUCUUGGAUGCCUGUAAGAAGCUGGGUGUCACACAGGACAAGCUGUGUCUGCCCCAUCACAUCCUGGAAGAGCGUGGUCUGGUGAAGGUGGGUGUGACUGUUCAGGCUCUGCUGGAUCUGCCGACAUCAAAGCCCACACAACUGUCGGCUAUUUGACACAAGCCUGAAGUCAUCCAGCCUGCACCGCCCUUCCCCAGCCCCUAACAUAUCUCCUCCAA
Messenger RNA from Scomber japonicus (chub mackerel), 2375 nucleotides. RefSeq names its product leucine-rich repeats and calponin homology (CH) domain containing 2 (gene lrch2). Lineage: Eukaryota; Metazoa; Chordata; Actinopteri; Scombriformes; Scombridae. Gene Ontology annotation, molecular function: protein binding. The record is from RefSeq and is a predicted model, not a curated record.